Sebastes umbrosus (honeycomb rockfish) is the source of this 2012-nucleotide messenger RNA. RefSeq names its product heterogeneous nuclear ribonucleoprotein C-like. The record is from RefSeq and is a predicted model, not a curated record. Gene Ontology annotation, molecular function: RNA binding. The transcript has 7 exons. The coding region runs from base 139 to 768 and encodes 209 amino acids. Lineage: Eukaryota; Metazoa; Chordata; Actinopteri; Perciformes; Sebastidae. Gene Ontology annotation, cellular component: nucleus.
AUCACAGCAGUAAGCCACACGGCAGCACACACACACACACACAGCAAGAGAGAGGAGGACGUAAAAAGAGAGUUGCAAGAGAGAAAUCCUCGGCUAGCCUCUCUCCUCUCAGUUUCCUGGUUAUUUUGCUUCCCUGAUAUGACCCUGUUCAGCCCAAGAUACAUGAGCAUGAGUGGAGAUUUGAAGUCCAGCCGCUCCAGGGCAGCGAGUAAGAGGGCCAGCAACACCACUUAUGGAUCCGAGUUCGACCUGGACUAUGACAGCUACCACGAGGACUACUAUGACAGGGUGUAUGACUACCAGCGUGUGCCAGCAUCCCUGUCUCCUCUGCCGCUGGGACCCAGUCUGGCAAAGCGAUCCCGCUCCUCCUCCUACUCCUCUGGGCACAGACGCAGUCGAGACAGAACCCACUCCAAAAGCUCCAGAGCCCACUCCACCAGUUCAACCACAGCCAAGCUGGGCAUGGAAGAGUUGCAGGUGAUUAAAAAGGAGCUGACUCUGAUAAAGACACAGAUCGAUGGGCUGCUUGACAGUCUUGACAGGAUGGACACAGAGAGGAAUGACCACAAAGGGUCUCCCCUGAAAGAGGACAGUCCAGCUGGCUCGCCGUACGCUCUGUCUGCCAGCAGCCCCGAGCAUUCCCUCUCCUCCCUCUCUCCACCCAGCUCCCGCCAUCGAAUCCACAGGGAGAAUCAUGACCCGAGGGAGCCCGAUGACGACCACCACACGAUGAGCAACCACAGCUCUGACCCCGAGGAGGAAAUAUGAGGGAGGAACAUGAGAAGACGUAAAAGACAUGGAUUAAGUGCCAAACAUGGAGGAAGAGAACAGCAACCGCCAAGCCGACACUCAUAUCAGAAGCUCAACUUCCCUCCAACAGAGUGUACAUAUCAGAUAUACAAUACAUUUAAUUGUAUCACAACAGCAGAUUGGUUUCUGUAACCAUACUUUUAAGUAAUACUAAAACACAGGUGAUUUAUACACACCAAGUACAUGCACAUCUGAUUGAGAAGAUUUUGGUAUGUCGGACUGAGAGGGUGAGAGAGUAAUUAUAAAAGGACAACUUGAAGCACGGUGGUGAAUUUAACUUUUUAUAAUCCGGCCUAAGCAGGCGUUCUUAUUGAACUGUAUGAGAGGGUUUACACCAACGCCAAUAUUCCAGUAUUAAUCCAAAUGAGACAAUACAGUAUUAAAACCUUGUGUAAGCAGCUUACCAAUUUAUCUUGUCCACAUUAAAAGCCUUCUCCUGCCACUAUCAGACUGUAGGCUACAUAUAAUAAUACUUUAUGUGUAGUCAUGGGCUUCUGCCAGAGGUGUUACAAUGGUUUCACCAGUUUCUCCCUUAUAUCUUGAAUUAGAUAAUGUACAAACAAUACAGAACCAGGAAUAUGAACCAUGUAAACAGCUUACUUGAAUGUUAUUAUUUUCAGAAUAAUGACAUAACUGGAAUACUGUGUGCAUGUACUGUAAAAUGAAAAUCCCUUCUGUGGAUCUCAAAGUAUUUUGAAUGAAAAGAAAUCUGUGCACUCUCAAAUUUGAUCUUUCAAGAGAGCUUUUUGUUGACGCUUGAUUCACCUUUUUUCUCUUUAUUGUACCUCUAAGAUAUCAGAUUUUAGUAAAUCAAAGUACUCUUUAAGAGAAUGAAUAGUUUGAUCAUUCAGGAGAGAUACAGGUUGUUCAGUAUGCUACUUCUCUGAGUGUGACUCUCUGAAACAAAUGUCUUUUCUCUACUUUAAAUGUAUUAGAGGAAUGUUACAGCUCUCUUCCGCCAUGUAUUUGGCACUUUUAAUACAAGGCCAGGUCAGUGUGUAAUAUUGUGUAUUAUUGUAAACUUUACUGUAAUUGUUGAACUGUCUGAUUUUAAUCUUGCUUUAGGACUUCUCAUAUGUUUUUUUAAAAGAAAACAAUGAUGUUACUCCUAUGCUGUUUUUGUUUGCAUUCUUCAGAUAAGCCAAGUGGAAAUACUCAUUGUCACAGUAGUAAAAGUAUUUUCAUAUUGAGUAUACAUACAG